Salvelinus namaycush (lake trout) is the source of this 3501-nucleotide messenger RNA. Its product is annotated as probable JmjC domain-containing histone demethylation protein 2C. The transcript is spliced from 2 exons. The record is from RefSeq and is a predicted model, not a curated record. The coding region runs from base 52 to 3501 and encodes 1149 amino acids. Lineage: Eukaryota; Metazoa; Chordata; Actinopteri; Salmoniformes; Salmonidae.
GUGUGCCGUUUGAGACUGUAGCCCAUGACUUCCUGUCUGGUCUGUAGUUGAAUGUUAUUUUUUUCUCUCCUCAGGGAUCUGAAGGGUUUUGUGGACCCCAUCAGAACCAUCACUCUGGCCCACCUGAAGCAGGAGCAGGACCGCAGCAGAACCCCGACCGGGAAGGACAGUCACCUGCACCAACUCUACCUGGAGGCCCAUAAUAAACAACAGCAGCAGAGGAUGGUCCAGCAGCAGCAGGAGGAAGCAGGGCAGAGGGACCGGGCCACUAAGUAUAAGGAGGAGAACAGACGGAUCCUCCAGGAGAGCAUCGAGGUGGCCCCCUUCACCGCUAAGAUCCGCUCCAGUGAUACCGACAGGGAGCCUAAUCCCUACCCCCGGAUCCCCUCGCUCCCCUCCCUGCCCCACCCCUACCCCCGGAUCCCCUCGCUCCCCCACCCCCAGCGCCUCCAUCAGGAGAAGGAAACGGAGCACCCUGCAGCAGACCUGUAUCAGUUUAAACAGCAGGCCGCGUCCCAGCACAGUCUCCCCCCGAGUAACUACUUCACUACCCUGUCCAACAGUGUGGUCAACGAGCCGCCGCGUCUCUACCCCUCUAAAGAGUUCAACUCCUACUUUGAGAAGGUGAACAGGGAGCAGGACUCAGCAGCAGUCUCUGGUCUCUCUCUGGGAGGAGGGGCAGCGUUCAGCUCCAAGUCCAAACCCCCCCCUCUCAUCAAACACCAGGCUGAUGGGGAGGGUCUGCUAGGGAAGAUAUCAGAGCAGCUGAACCAGCAGGUAAGCCUAUCCAACGUGCAGAGGUAUCGUCUCAGUACCAUAGUCAGCCCUGUUAGUCCAGACCUCUCCCCUUCCUCCAGUCAGACCCAGAGUCAGACCCAGACCCAGAGUCAGACCCAGACCCAGAGUCAGACCCAGACCCACUGUCAGACCCAGAGUCAGACCCAGAGCCACUGUCAGACCCAGAGUCAGACCCAGAGCCACUGUCAGACCCAGAGUCAGACCCAGAGCCACUGUCAGACCCAGACUCAGACCCUGGCCCAGCUAAGGUGUAUGCCAGCCCUGCACCGUGCCCCCGUGUUCCACCCUCCUAUCCAGCAGACACUGGACAGGAAGGAGGCGGGCUACGGCCGUUUGUCUCCACCCACCCUGACCCCCAUCCAGCCAGUCAGCUCGGCCGGUAAGGUGUCUGAGCAGCAGAAACCGCCCACCCUUCUGCCCGAGCUACGGGAGGUCAGCGCCGUGUGUAAGGGCGGGGCAGCGAUGACCUCAUCCGAGGUGUGGCGAGCCGGCGACUCUCAGGGCCACGACAAGCCGGGAUGGCAUUCUGAGAGGAGCCCCGGCAGGAAGCUUGGGGCCACCGCGGCGUCUGUUAUCGUCCGUCCCUCUACGUGUAUAAAGUACGACGGCUCGCCAGGCGCCAAGACCUCGGCCAAGGACUCUCUGACGGGGAGGAUGUUCCCGGGCAGCAGGCCUCAGACAGUCUGUCUGAAACUGGCCUAUGAGAGAGACAGGGAGUCUGGAGGGAAGGUGAUCCUGCCAAACACUAACUUGGAGGAGGCUGCUUGCGUGCAGCAGUACAAUAACAACUUUAGGAGAGUGUCCCAGUCUCAGGGAACCUUUCCAGUCUCUGUCUCGGCUGCUGCCAACUCUGUGUGCAAUAGGAGUAGUGAUGGGACUAGGGCAGUCUCCAACAUGGCUCCCUACGGUGUGCUGAGUAGAAGACAAGAGAGAACUUACUGUGGGCCCAACACCUCCAGCGCUAGCAGGACAGAGAGCUCUGGCCCUCAGGGCAGGGCCUUCCACUCAGGGCCUGGGUUAGGGCCAAGGGCUGAGCUCCAGCAACAGGAGGGGGGCUCCUCCAAGACCUCAUCCCCCAACCUGCACCCCAGCCUGGCCAGCAGCACCCAGGCCUCUCCCAACCCCAGCCAGUCCUACUAUGGGAGCUUUGUCCAUCUGAAGAAGCACAAGGCAGCGUUGGCAGCAGCCCAGCAGUCCAGAGGCCCUAGCAGCUCCAGCAGUCCAGAGGCCCUAGCAGCAGCAGCCCAGCAGUCCAGAGGUCCUAGCAGCAGCUCCAGUGGUAGUGGUCCUGAGAGCCUGAUUGAGCCAUCUAACAGUAAAGCUCUUCACAUCUCCCCUCCACCUCCCCUUGCCUCGGCCUCAGCCCAGGACCACAGAACCACAGCAAGCCCAGGACCACAUCAAGCAGGAGCUAGCCCCAGCCCUGGCCCCCUCCCCAAUGGCCAGCCAGCCCAGAUGAACCAGAGCCAAUCUCAACCCAACUACCACAAGCUGAAGAAGGCCUGGCUCACCAGACACUCAGAGGAGGACAGGAACAUAAACACUAUGCUUAAAACAGAGGACGCUGAUAAGUCUGUUACCACCACUGUGUCGAAGUCUGUUACUACCAGUGUGAGCCCCUCUGUGUCGAAGUCUGUUACCACCACUGUGAGCCCCUCUGUGUCGAAGUCCGUUACCACCACUGUGAGCCCCUCUGUGUCGAAGUCUGUUACCACCACUGUGAGCCCCUCUGUGUCGAAGUCUGUUACCACCACUGUGAGCCCCUCUGUGUCGAAGUCUGUUACCACCACUGUGAGCCCCUCUGUGUCGAAGUCUGUUACCACCACUGUGAGCCCCUCUGUGUCGAAGUCCGUUACCACCACUGUGAGCCCCUCUGUGUCGAAGUCCGUUACCACCACUGUGAGCCCCUCUGUGUCGAAGUCUGUUACCACCACUGUGAGCCCCUCUGUGUCGAAGUCUGUUACCACCACUGUGAGCCCCUCUGUGUCGAAGUUUGUUACCACCACUGUGAGCUGCUCUGUGUCGAAGGCCGUUACCACCACUGUGAGCCCCUCUGUGUCGAAGUCUGUUACCACCACUGUGAGCCCCUCUGUGUCGAAGUCCGUUACCACCACUGUGAGCCCCUCUGUGUCUGAGAUGGAGAUGAUCAAGCCUUGCACCGUCACUCUGAUUGCCUCUACCUCCAGUGAUGUAGAGAUGAAGAUAGAAGAGGUCAAAGGUCAGGAGGACAAGAUGGCCGCCGAGGACAGGAAUACGCGGCGUGGCAGCAAGAGGGUGUACGACCACGACUCAGCCUCAGAGAGCGGAGAGGACUCUGACGCCAGCGAGAGCAGCAAGCAGGAGCAGAGGGCUAAGAGGCAGCCCAAACCCACCUACAAGAAGAAGCAGAACGACAUGCGGAGGAGGAAAGGAGAGGGAGAGAAAGAUGAGGAGCUGAAACCCAACGGGAUCUUUCGGAGCGCCAAGGAGAAGACCAAGCUGAAACUGUCCAGCAACAAUGGUAUCCCCCGCUCUGUGCUGAAGGACUGGAGGAAGGUAAAGAAGCUGAAGCAGACUGGGGAGUCGUUCCUGCAGGAUGACUCGUGCUCCGAGAUUGGACCCAACCUGCAGAAGUGUCGAGAGUGUCGUGUUGUCCGCAGUAAGAAGGGGGAGCAGCCAGCUCAUUCCCCUGUCUUCUGCCGCUUCUACUACUUCCGCCGGUGA